AUGUCAGUCAAACUUCCCAUAAUUUCCUUGUCACCGUUAACAUCUCCAAAUUCUUCUUCACGGGCUUCAAGACAGUCUGUGGCAAAGGAAAUAGACCAUGCAUGUCGUAGCAUGGGGUUCUUUUAUAUUGUUGACCAUGGAAUACCCGAGGAGCUUUGCGAGAAAGUAAGACGUUUGGGUCAUGAAUUUUUUAGUUUAAGUGAUAAAACAAAGAAUAAGUACGGAAUUGCCAAUCAAGAUUAUGCAAGAGGAUACCAACGUCUGGGCGAGAAUGUCACGAGAUACCAAAAAGAUUGGCAUGAAGCCCUUGACUACUACAAGCCAAUUCCUCGUGACCACGUCCUAGUUCAACGCAAACUCCCACUUCGUGGUGAAAAUCAGUGGCCCACAGAAAUAAACGACUUUCAAUUUGUAUUCGAAGAGUAUGUCGAACAUAUGAAACGUCUGGGAGCACAGGUCAUGUCUAGUAUUGCUCUUGCGUGGGGUUUGGACGAAAAUUAUUUUGUCAGGUUUUUAGACGAAUCGUUUUGGGUGAUGAGAAUAAUUGGAUACCCUUCUUUGACAACUGUUGAAGGGAAAGACAGAGUUGGGGUUAGUUGUGGAGAACAUACUGAUUAUGGUUGUCUCACAUUUCUCAACCAGGAUAAUAUUAAGGGUGCUCUCCAAGUACUAACAAAAUCAGGAGAAUGGAUUAACGCUGAUCCAGUACCAGGUGCAUUUGUUGUUAACAUUGGAGAUAUGCUGAAUACGUGGACUAACGACAUAUAUAAGAGCACAUUGCAUAGGGUCGUACACACGAGAGAUGAAUAUCGAGUCUCAGUUCCCUUUUUCUACGAACCUAAUUUUGAUGCAUUAAUUGAACCACUUGAGCCAUGUCUCAAAGUUGACCCUACCCGUCAUCACGAACCUGUCGUCUAUGGAGAUCAUCUAUUGAGCAAGGUUUCAAAUAAUUUCGAAGUUGAAGCGAACUUGUAA
Molecule: messenger RNA, 975 nt
Organism: Paraglomus occultum
Lineage: Eukaryota; Fungi; Glomeromycota; Glomeromycetes; Paraglomerales; Paraglomeraceae
Source: the annotation of a GenBank genome assembly